Molecule: messenger RNA, 693 nt
Organism: Sorex fumeus (smoky shrew)
Lineage: Eukaryota; Metazoa; Chordata; Mammalia; Eulipotyphla; Soricidae
Gene: RPL13
Product: ribosomal protein L13
Exons: 3
Coding region: 38-673 (211 amino acids)
Biological process (GO): translation
Cellular component (GO): ribosome; cytosolic large ribosomal subunit
Molecular function (GO): structural constituent of ribosome; RNA binding
Source: RefSeq, a predicted model, not a curated record
CCGUCCCGCCGCGCAGGCCCCCGCCGCCGCCGCCGCCAUGGCGCCCAGCCGCAAUGGCAUGAUCCUCAAGCCGCACUUCCACAAGGACUGGCAGCGGCGCGUGGCCACGUGGUUCAACCAGCCGGCGCGCAAGGUCCGCAGGCGCAAGGCGCGCCAGGCCAAGGCGCGGCGCCUGGCCCCGCGGCCCGCGGCCGGCCCGGUGCGGCCCGUCGUGCGCUGCCCCACGGUGCGCUACCACACCAAGGUGCGCGCCGGCCGCGGCUUCAGCCUGGAGGAGCUGCGGGUGGCCGGCAUCCACAAGAAGGUGGCGCGCACGCUGGGCAUCGCCGUGGACCCGCGGCGCCGCAACAAGUCCACCGAGUCCCUGCAGGCCAACGUGCAGCGGCUCAAGGAGUACCGCUCCAAGCUCAUCCUCUUCCCGCGCCGGCCCGCCGCCCCCAAGAAGGGCGACAGCUCGGCCGAGGAGCUGAAGCUGGCCACGCAGCUGACCGGGCCCGUCAUGCCCAUUCGCAACGUCUACAAGAAGGAGAAGGCCAGGGUCAUCACGGAGGAGGAGAAGAAGUUCAAGGCCUUCGCCAGCCUCCGCAUGGCCCGGGCCAACGCCCGGCUCUUCGGCAUCCGGGCGAAAAGGGCCAAGGAAGCUGCCGAGCAGGAUGUCGAGAAGAAGAAAUAAAAGUCCCUGUUUGGACCCGG